Molecule: messenger RNA, 1005 nt
Organism: Paraglomus occultum
Lineage: Eukaryota; Fungi; Glomeromycota; Glomeromycetes; Paraglomerales; Paraglomeraceae
Source: the annotation of a GenBank genome assembly
AUGAAAGCAAUUGUAGUCAAAGACCGAUGGCUAAGAUCCAUCGACGAAAUGGUCGUUGACCCCAACGCUCCUGAGCCAACAUUGGGAAAAGACCAAAUUUUGGUUGAAAUUAAAGCUGCAGCGUUGAAUUUCUUUGACAUUUUACUGGUUCAAGGAAAAUAUCAGGACAAACCGCCUUUUCCUUUUAUUCCGGGUGCAGAGUUCGCCGGCGUAAUAUUAAAAGUCAGCCCUGGUGCCAAGACCACUUUGAAACCAGGAGAUAGAGUAUUCGGUAGUGGCCAGGGUGCAUUUGCCGAGCGCAUUGUAGCACAAAUCUCCAAUGUGAUUGUAAUCCCGGAAGGUAUGAGCUUUGUUGAAGCAGCCGGUCUUUAUAUUACGUAUCCCACAAGCUAUGCCGCUCUCGUGUUAAGGGCUGAUCUGAAGAAAGAUGAAUGGUGUCUUGUUCACGGAGGGGCUGGUGGAGUUGGGAUCGCGGCUGUACAAAUCGCAAAGGCAUUAGGUGCUAAAGUCAUUGCAACUGGUGGCUCAGAUGAGAAACUGGCGAUUGCCGCCAAGUAUGGGGCAGACUAUGUUGUCAAUUAUAAACAAAACGAUUGGGUUAAUAAAAUUAUAAAGAUCACAUCUGGACGCGGCGUUGACGUCGUAUAUGAUCCGAUUGGAAUGGUCCAGGAAUCAAUGAAAUGUAUCGCAUGGUCUGGUCGAUUGCUUGUGAUUGGUUUUGCGGCUGGAACUAUUGAGAAAGUGGCAAUGAACAGAGUGCUUCUGAAAAAUUGUUCCAUCUUAGGGUUAUAUUGGGGGUCGUAUUCUCGCUAUGAGAAGGAAACCAUACCACGGGUAUGGGACGGUCUACUUCAUCUAUUCAGACAAGGAAGAGUAAAGCCAGUUGUAUAUCAUAAAGUGUAUUAUGGGUUAGAUUCGGUCAGAGAUGGUCUCAAAGCUGUAGCUAAUCGAGCGACUUAUGGGAAAGCAAUCGUCGUGCCGAAUAAAGGAGAAAGCAAAAUUUGA